Drosophila willistoni is the source of this 3359-nucleotide messenger RNA. It is a transcript of the gene dpr6, whose product is annotated as fibroblast growth factor receptor-like 1. The transcript is spliced from 7 exons. The coding region runs from base 1931 to 3121 and encodes 396 amino acids. Gene Ontology annotation, cellular component: neuron projection membrane. Gene Ontology annotation, biological process: synapse organization. NCBI's taxonomy places the organism in Eukaryota, Metazoa, Arthropoda, Insecta, Diptera, Drosophilidae. The record is from RefSeq and is a predicted model, not a curated record.
CGAGGCAGAAACGUCCUGUAAGCGGAUUUUAGCGGCAAAUACUUUCGCAAUUGAAACCAAAAUGUGCGCAAAGUUGAUGAUAAUAACAACUGUUUAAUUCGCCGUUACAUUGAGAGUGGAGAGAUUGUAAACAAAUGUAAACACAAUUAAAUGCAAUUGCAAACGUAACAACACAAAUUGGCAGUCCGGCAACGUGCUAAUGCCACAACAAGUGUGAACGAGAUAGCGACAAGCGGUUCAGUAUAGUGAAUAGCGUGAUAAAAACAAAACAAAACAACAAAAAUUCCUCCGAUUGAGCAAGUGGAAUAGACGCCAACAUCAAAUGCCUAUAAAAUUUGUUGUAUAUAUUUAUUGUUAUUGCUUUGAAUAGUGUGUGCGGAUUCUCGUAAGGUUUUUGCGUUUCGCUAAAUCAAUAACAAAAAAAAAGCCCCGAAAACGGAAAAGUUGAUUUUUUGCCAAAGGGUGUGGACAUACACACGCACAACCACACAUCCACACACACAUACGCCCAGAAAGACUCUGCCGCCGUCGCCGCCCCCCUUACGACCCGACCAACCGGCUUCUCGAUUCAAAAACAUAAAAACAUAAGCGCAUUUUGCGGCAAAUGUGCAAAUAAACACACAGAGAGACAGCGAGAGAGAGAGAGAGCGACGGAGUGAGAGUAAAAGCAAGUAAAAGACAAAGCAUAGUGCAUCUUGCACCUCUUUGAGGCAAGUAGCAAGUUAUUGUUGUAUCCCAAAGAAGCGAAGACAGAAAGAAAACACAAAAAAACGAACCGGGUCAAAAGUUCGUAAGUCGUAUGUAUGUGCGGCAAGCGCUAGCCCACGCUAAUUCUUCUUGCCACAAUUCCUCAAGUGCAGCAAGACACAAGACAGAGACGCUGCGUCGCCGUCUCUGUCCAGACAAAAGGCAUUAGACAAAGUGCCAGUGCCGGCAAAACCGCUACCCGACCUACCCCACCCUCAGCCGACCCACCACCAGCAGCAGCAGCAGAAACAACAACAACAUUAAGUGCAACGGCCAGGCCUACAUAAAAGAAAAACCAACACACACACACACACAUACAUAUAUAUGUAUAUAUACAUCGUGAAAGCGAGACAAACUAGGCCAAUUCGCGAGAGGAAGACUAAACUAAAACAAAAUAACAAAGUUUCUGGGGCCAUUUGUCAAUGACUGGAAAACUCGCGUGACCUACCAAUUUUUGCUCCUGUGUGUCCUUUAUUUUUUGUUUUUUGUGUUGUUUGUUUGUGCCCGUGUCUGUGUGUGUUUAAGACAAAAAAAGUGCAAUAACUAAAAACAGACUCAUCCAAAAUAAUACAUGGACUAGAAUUAAAUUGUUCUUCCUUGAUCAAAAACCCAAAUGACCAAAAUUCCGUGUACAAACGUCGAGCAUAACACAGAAGCGGCGGCAGUCGACGAAGGCAUUUAAACCGGAAGGGAGAAAGAGGCAAGCAGACAGCAAGCGCGCGGUCUCCCAUCCAAAGAGCGAACCCCAGGCCAAGGCAGAGCCUUUUGUCUGUAUCUGGCAAUUGGCCAAGUUAAUAGAGAGCCGGGAGGCCCGAUAAUGACGUUGCUGCAGCUGCUCCUACUCAUGCUGAUGAUGACGCUGCUAACUUGGUUAUUGCUGCCAGUAUAAAAAGAAGGAGGCAACUGAAACCAAAACAGAAGCAGAGCAAAAAAAUAAAAGCACAAAGACAGAGACAGAGAGAUAACAAAAACCAAAAACAAAAGCUACAGCGCAACGCCCUCGCUUUGCUGUUGCCUUGUCAUCGCUCACGUUCCACGUUGCUCCACGUCCACGUCCACGUUCACGUCCAGAGCAGAGCAGGCUUACUGCAUUUCCGGUUGUUGUUCCUUUCGCCGUUGCCGCCGUCGUCGUCAUCGUCGUUGACGUCGACGUCGUCGUCGUCGUCGCCGUCUUCCCAUAGCCAUGCCACUCCACAUGGCGCACAGCAUCUGCGUGGCCUGGCUGCUGCUUCUCGUCGUGAUUGUGAUGAGCGAUAUGACAAAUGGCGGUGUGCAAGGACCCAUCGAGGGUUACAAUUCGUUGGAUGAGAUGAUGACAACAACAGCAUCAGGAUCACAAAGUCAGCAAGCCAUGAUGCUGCCCACCGCACCCACCGUUGGCUACACUCAUCCCAAAUGGAUGGAACCCUAUUUUGAUCCCUCAACGCCGCGCAAUGUCACCGCCCUUAUGGGCAAAUCGGCCUAUCUCAGUUGCCGUGUGCGAAAUUUGGCCAACAAAACGGUAUCCUGGAUACGACACCGUGACAUUCACAUACUCACUGUCGGCUCAUACACAUACACAUCCGAUCAGCGGUUUCAAGCCACACAUCAUCAGGACACCGAUGACUGGACGCUGCAGAUAAAAUGGGCCCAGAAACGAGAUGCCGGCAUGUACGAAUGUCAGAUAUCAACGCAGCCGGUGCGCAGUUAUUUUGUCCGUCUGAACGUUGUCGUGCCAACGGCGACUAUACUUGGAGGACCUGACCUUCAUGUUGAUAAAGGCAGCACCAUAAAUCUCACUUGCACUGUAAAGUUCAGCCCCGAACCGCCGGCCUACAUCUUUUGGUAUCAUCACGAGGAGGUCAUUAAUUAUGAUUCAUCAAGAGGCGGCGUGUCGGUAAUUACCGAAAAGGGCGAUGUGACAACCUCAUUUCUGCUUAUACAGAAUGCAGAUCUGGCCGAUUCGGGCAAGUAUUCCUGUGCGCCCUCCAAUGCAGAUGUUGCCAGCGUUCGUGUGCAUGUCCUAAAUGGUGAACAUCCGGAGGCAAUGCAAACUGGCUCAUCCGGUUGUCAGUACAAUUGGCUUACAAUUGUUCUGCUACUGAGUCUCGUGCUAUGCUACAGUCAUCACUGUGUGGCGGCCACAACAAGUGAAAGUGCAGCAACAUCAGCCGCACCACCACCACCAUCAUCAUCAUCAUCAUCAUCAGCUAUAGCAGCAGCAGCAUCAGCAUCAGCAUCAAAACGUCGCGCUGCCACAGUGUCAUCAACUGCGGUCAACAGCUGUCGCCAAGCCACAUGCCACGCCCAUGCUCACACUAACGCCAACGCCCACGUUUAUACCAAUGACCAUGGUCAUGUCCAUGUCCAUGCCAAACGGCUCUGCCACAGAUGAUCAAAUUGAGGCACUCACAACGACAACUAAACUAGCGUAAUUUAAGCAGCAUCCCAGCAGCACAUGAAAUGUCUCUGUCUGUGUGCGUGUGCGUGUGCGUGUGAGUAUGUGUGAGAGAGAUAAAGGUAUGAAAGUGAAACUGGAAAAUACAAAAUGGUAAUAAAAGUGUGUGAAUGUCUCUGUUUUAAACUGUGCUACCAAAAAUCAAAAGUAUAAAGAGAACAAAAUUGUUGAUAUG